AUGGCUGUUGGGGCAUGUAUUAGAGGGUUUCAAUCUUCGAUGCGGCCAGUCAUUGCUGUGGAUGCCAUGCAUUUAAAAUAUAAGUAUAAGGGUGUCCUUUUUGUUGCUAAUGCAUUUGACAGAAAUCGAAAUAUAUAUCCUCUUGCUUUUGGAAUUGGGGAUUUAGAGACGGAUGCAUCAUGGCAUUGGUAUUUCAGUAAGCUUCAUAAAGUCAUUAGUGAGUGUCCAAAUCUUGUGAUUAUUUCUGAUCGGAAUAUUAGCAUAGAGAAUGUAUGGCACAACAUUUUUCCAAUGGUGCAACAUGGCAUAUGCUUUUACCAUAUGAAAGGGAACAUGAAACACACUUUCAAAUUGAAAAAACGUGAUAAAUUAUUGCUAUACUUUGAACAAGCUGCAAAAUCUUAUGGCAUCGCUGAAUUUGAUCGUCAUUUUCGCAAGAUCAAGGGAAAUGAUGAGGUUGCUCAAUAUCUUGAAAGUGCAGGAUUACACAAGUGGUCUAGAGCUCACAUGGAUGGACGUCAAUACAAUGUAAUGACAACAAAUAUUGCGGAGUCAAUCAACUCAGUUCUUCGGUUCACAAGGAAGCUACCAGUGGUGCAUUUGAUUGAUGAAAUCAUCAAUUUGCUUGUGAAAUGGUUCAGUAAACGUCGUGAUUUUGCUUUGAAAUGUACAUCAACAUUGUGCCCUGACUUUGGCGAGAAGAAGUUGAGACGCAGGUUGGAAUGUGCUUCAAGGAUGAAUGUCGUGAAACUGAAUCCCGUAGAGUAUAAUGUCGUGAACGGUGAUAUGGACGGCCACGUACAUUUGACGAAUAACACUUGCAGUUGUAGGAAGUUUCAGCUUGAGCAACUACCUUGCAAGCAUGUAGUUGCAGUUUGCUGUUUCUUGAAACUAAAUGUAUACUCCAUGGCUUCUCGUUAUUACACUCGAAAUACAUGGUUGGAUGCUUAUUCAGACACCAUAUACCCGGUACAGCCUCAAGAGUUGUGGGUUAUUCUUGAAGAUGUCCAAAGUAGAGUUGUGUGUCCUCCCAAUGCAAAUGUCAUGCCAGGUCGACGAAAGAAGUUAAGGGUUCUCUCGCAAGGAGAGGAUAUCAUAAGGAGAAAAUGCUCAAGGUUUGGUGUUCUGUGGAUUGUGAAUUAUGUUAAAUUUUCAUAA
This is a messenger RNA of Prunus armeniaca (apricot), 1158 nucleotides long. Lineage: Eukaryota; Viridiplantae; Streptophyta; Magnoliopsida; Rosales; Rosaceae. The record is from the annotation of a GenBank genome assembly.